This is a messenger RNA of Mercenaria mercenaria, 1246 nucleotides long. RefSeq lists its product as uncharacterized. The coding region runs from base 1 to 705 and encodes 234 amino acids. NCBI's taxonomy places the organism in Eukaryota, Metazoa, Mollusca, Bivalvia, Venerida, Veneridae. Gene Ontology annotation, biological process: proteolysis. Gene Ontology annotation, molecular function: aspartic-type endopeptidase activity. The record is from RefSeq and is a predicted model, not a curated record. The transcript has a single exon.
AUGUCCGGCAAAAAGAAAGGUCAUUUUGAAAAAGUGUGCAGGUCCAAGCAGAGAAAUCGUAGGAAAAACGUUAACAGAAUGGAUGAUGAAAGCUCUCAAAGCGAAACUGAAAGUGAAAAUAGAAGCGAAAGUGAAAAUGAAAAUAGCAUAUUUGGAUUAUCAGUGAAUUCGUUGCAGUCAUCAAGACCUAAUUUGACCAUCCAAAUAAACGGUCAGUCUGUCAAGGCAUUGAUAGACACAGGGUCGUCUAUAAAUGUAAUUGAUGAAAGGACAUACAGCAAGCUAAAAAACAAAGUGACUCUGAGUAAGGUAGACACGAAAGUAUAUGCUUAUGGUGCUAAUAAAGUGGACUUAUUAGGAAAGUUCCAGGCGACAAUUGAAACCAAACACAAGAUCACAACAGCUCCAGUAUAUGUGACAAAAGGUAAAAGUGGCAACUUGUUAUCUUAUUUGACAUCUGUUGAUCUCCAGGUUAUUCCUGAAAUAAGUGUCAUAACACAGAAUAAGGUCGAUGAACUUUGCGAUAAAUAUGGAUCUGUCUUCAAGGGUAUUGGAAAAAUGAAAGACACUGAAGUAAAGUUGUAUGUUGACAAAAAUGUUCAACCUGUCACCCAGCCGCACAGACGCAUACCUUUUCACUUGAGAAAACAAGUUGAAGAUGAGCUCCAAAGGCUUGAAAAGUUAGAUGGCAGAGGAAUAUGUUAAUUUCCUGGCAUAUCAUGAUGUCCCUGUAGCCAUGAACAUGAAUGAAAUAAUUCAAGCAACAUCACAGGACGUUGACCUCCAAAUGGGCAUUAAAUAUGUCAAAUCUGGAAACUGGAAUAACCCAAGCAAAAAAAUCAUUGACACCCUGUCACGCUGCAAAUACGAGCUGUCAGUAGUAAAUCUUCAAAAUGGUGAAAUUCUGCUGCAUGAGUCCAGGAUUGUUAUCCCUAGGCAAUUACAAGAUAAAUUGAUAUCAUUAGCUCAUGAGGGUCAUCAGGGAAUUGUUAAAACCAAACAAUUAUUAAGAGAGAAAGUGUAUUUCCCAGGCAUGGAUCAAUUAGUAGAAACAAGAUGCAAAAGUUGCAUUCCGUGUCUAGCAGCAACAAAUAAAAAGACUCAAGAACCGCUGCAAAUGAGUGAAAUGCCAAAAUAUGCGUUUCAGGUAGUUAGCUUGGACUUUUGUGGACCAUUUCCGGAUGGAAAAUAUUUACUCGUGCUAAUGGAUGAAUACUCACGUUUCCCGUUUGUUGAAGUACUUAAU